Peronospora belbahrii is the source of this 3891-nucleotide messenger RNA. The record is from the annotation of a GenBank genome assembly. Lineage: Eukaryota; Oomycota; Peronosporomycetes; Peronosporales; Peronosporaceae.
AUGUUACAGCGUUUACGUCAUGCUGUCGGCUGGGGCUUACCAGCUCCUCCAAGUGGUACACGAAUUGAUUUUCAAGUCUAUGCAACAUUAGGACAUGGUCAAACACUAUGGCUUGUAGGUGAUUUACCAGUUCUUGGUGGAUCAAUUGAUGUCGUACCUAAUCCAGGUAAUCCGGGGACGGAAAAUGGGUUACAAUUGGUUACAACGCCUGAUUUAUACCCAAUUUGGUAUAAUUUAGAACCAGUUGUUGCACCAAAUGGAUCUAUUGUGCAUUAUCGCUAUGCUGUCUGUUCUGGAAGUCGUUUCUUACGAUAUGAAGGUGAAACCAUUGAAUCUGGACGGAUUACAAGAGAACUUGUAGUAGAUCAAAGUUAUAUACAGAAACAAGAUACAUUGGAUGGAUGGCCACGACAUUGUUUAAUGGAAAAGAAGGAUACGACUGAUCCUGAUGAUACUACUGAUCAGACUGAUGAGGAUCAGAAUGAUGACAUGGAAGGAGAGAAAAAGACAAUCGGGACAAGUAGAAAUGCAACAAAUGCAACAGUAAAUCGAGCAAGUUAUAGUCAUGAAGAUAUGAAUGAAGAUGAAAAAACAAUGACGUCAUCAUCACCUGCAUUUUGGGGUAUUAUUCCAAGACUUAGUUCAGGACAAGCAUUUGUAGAUCGACGUGCAAGUGGAAGUGAAGAUGGAAGUGGAAGUGUUAAUGUCAUGAAACACCGUAGUAGCACUAAUCGACUACUACCAGGAUCUAGUCGAUUAGUGACAGAUGCUAUUGCAGAAGAGAAUGAACAGAAAGAGAACAUAAUGCUAAAGCAUGGAGCAGCACGAGUACAAAUUGGAGAAGAUCUAUCGAGUCCUGUUGCAAGGUUACAUACGGUCUCGAAGGAUAUGCCGAAAUUAAAUAUAACUUCCUCGUCUCCAAAAGCAACAAGUGUGAACGUAGCGAUGGAGGCUACAGAUGGAGUUAUUAUCGCCGUUCAUAGACUGCCAGUUCUUGUGCAUAGAACCCCAGAAGGUCGGUACCACAUUGAAUGGGAAGAUGAUAACCUUAUUUGUCCCUCUGGACUACUUAUAGACUCGUAUUGUGAGGCAAACUGGGACCGUGUUAGCUCGAUGAGACUCACAUGGGUCGGAACGGUCCAUUGCGCAGAUCCGAUUCCAAAAGAAGACGAAGAACGGCUGGCAAAACAGCUUGAGGACUUUCAUUGUAUCCCCGUCUUUCUGGCCGAACCGCUGCGAUUAACGUUCCACAACUUUUGUUAUGGCACGCUUUGGCCUGUGUUUCACAAUAUUGUGGAUAUAUACGGUGCAUUACCUACUCGCUGGUGGAAUCCUGGCCAGCAGCGCAACGCAUGGGCCAGCUACAAAACAGUCAACCGUAUUUUCGUGAACAAGGUUAUUGAGGUGUACAACGAGGGUGAUCUGGUAUGGGUCCAUGGACUUCAUUUACUAGUUGCACCAAGUUUUUUAACGCGACGGCUACCCUGCGUCAAUGUCGGCAUCUUUUUGCAUACGCCUUUUCCAAGUUCGGAGAUCUUUCGAACACUUUCAGUGCGAGCUGACCUGCUACGUGGUGUGCUAGCUGCAGAUCACAUUGGUUUCCACUUGUACGAGCAUGCACGUCAUUUCCUGACAAGCUGUCGUCGUAUAUUGGGGCUCAAGUAUAGUGCACAGCCUGGCGGUUAUAUUGGAGUUGAAUACAAUGGCCGCAUGGUCAUGCUGACCAUAAGCCAUAUUGGUAUCGAGCCUUCAUUUAUGGACCGGAUUAACUCAAAAAAGCAGGUCGAAGAGGAUGGAGUAGUACUUGCGGAAAAAUACGAGAGUAGCAAGCGUACGGUGUUUGUAAGCGUGGACCGUGUGGAGAGACUGAAGGGCAUUUUACUUAAACUUAGUGCCAUUGAGCAUUUUCUUGCUCAGCACCCGCAGUACGUCGAUAAGGUGCAGUUCGUGCAGAUUGGUAUUUGGGACAGUUCGAAUUCGACCCCAGAGAAGGAUAGUGUUCGUGCUGAGAUCCUUGCACACACGAAACGUAUUAACGACCGUUUUGGCUUGCUGCGCAAAGAACCAAUUUUUGCAUACUUGGAGGUGGAAAACACUGACAUGGCAUCUAGGCUACCGCUUUGGCGUGUCGGUCAUGUAUUGCUUACCACCUCAGUACGUGACGCCGUUAACCUUUACCCGUUCGAGUUUAUCUACGCACACGAGUUGGCCAAGAUGCCUGGCAUAGUGAUUGUGUCUGAGUUCUCCGGCAGCAGUCGUGUGUUAACGGGCAGCAUUGGAGUGAACCCGUGGAAGCGGGAGGAGAUUAUUCGGGCGAUGGAGUUGGCGUUAUCCAUGUCGGACGAGGAGCGGACUGCGCGUCACCGUAAGGAUCUGGAAUAUAUUAUUACGAAUUCGCGUACUAAAUGGGCCGAGCGUAUUCUCGUCGAUUUAAAACGCACGAAGAAGCAGACCGCAGAGGGUGAAUACAUAGGUUACGGCCUUGGGCUGGGCUUUCGAAUGCUCGAGUUCAACGCUGGCUUCAAGAUGCUUGAAACUGACGUCGUAGCCAAGGCUUAUCGGGAAACAUUCCGCCGCGUGAUUUUUUUUGAUUACGGCAACACGCUUACAUUGGAGGAGCCUGCUGGUACGCACAACUUUUCCAAGUAUAUCACGGGCAGUGAGCAAAACGCUUUCGUGUCAAAAUCAGAAACUCCUAAGGCAUCGCCUGACCUCCUUGCGUCCUUGACCCUGCUGUGUGCUGACCCACGUAACACAGUAUUUGUGCUGAGUGGCAAGGAACGUAUGGAUCUAGAAAAGACAUUAGGGUCAGUGCGUGGUUUGGGGCUUGCUGCUGAGCAUGGCUACCUAUACAAGUGGGGAGCAGGUAUGAAUAGUAGCACGACAAGUAAUGUAAUAAUACCGUCAGGUCGAAGUAGCUUGAACGGUAUGGGGAGUGAAGGAGAGGAAAGCGUGUGGCUAUGCACGAAAGACAACUUUGACGACUCGUGGAAGGAUGUGACGCACGCCGUCAUGGAUAUUUAUACGCAACGCACGCACGGCACGUACAUUGAGCUAAAGGGCAGUGCGCUGCUGUGGCAGUAUCGUGAUGCCGACCCGGAAUUUGGCCAGCUGCAAGCUAAGGAGUUACAUGAUCAGCUUCUGCAAGUGUUGGAACACUUUCAUGUGGAGGUCGUAACAGGCACAGACUAUCUUGAAGUACGUCCGGAAGGUGUCGACAAGGGUGUGAUUGUGGAUCGUGUCAUGUCGACGAUUGAGUCGACCAGUGGCCAGUAUGUGGAUUUCAUUUUGUGUGUAGGCGAUGACUUGUCGGAUGAGUUCAUGUUCCAGUACCUUGAAGAUGUACGCAGCCGGCCGAAUAUGUUUACGGUGACUGUAGGCAAAAAGCCUAGCGCAGCCAAAUAUUUCGUGGACGAUGUGGAUCAAGUCAUGGAGAUUGUGCAUGCCAUGACCAAGGUAUCUACAGCUGCCAAGCGUAACUUUUCCAUGAACGACUUGCGACUUUUUGAUCGUAAUGUUACCACGAGCGGAGGACUUCCAUUAUUUCAGCGAAACGAGGCAGGAUCGAACCGACCGUCGGUCACUUUGGUUGAUAUGAGCGAGGGCAGUUUUGGAAGCACGAAGUCGUCGCCGUUUGAAAAUUUAGUAGAGGGCGACAAGGUGAUUACAUCAGAAGGAAACCCGCAGUUGAACACAGCGAAUUCUUUGGCAGGUCAUGGCAUUGCUGGUAGAAGUUCGGGUGGCAUGGGAGGUGUGCGCAACUCAAUGUCCAUGAGCUCGUUGUCGUCGACACGGAUGCCCUCGCUACAUCCUACGUCUUCCACCUAUGAGCAGUACCUCAGUAACGUUGACGAGACAGCAGAAGAAGAGGAAGGUGGCAUUUUCUUCUAA